This is a messenger RNA of Ilyonectria robusta, 1371 nucleotides long. Its product is annotated as cytochrome P450. Gene Ontology annotation, molecular function: monooxygenase activity; heme binding; oxidoreductase activity, acting on paired donors, with incorporation or reduction of molecular oxygen. The record is from RefSeq and is a predicted model, not a curated record. Lineage: Eukaryota; Fungi; Ascomycota; Sordariomycetes; Hypocreales; Nectriaceae. The transcript has a single exon. The coding region runs from base 1 to 1371 and encodes 456 amino acids.
AUGGCUUCACCAAUCCCUCAGCCGCCGGGCCUGCCGCUGCUUGGAAACAUCCGCGACAUCGACCCCGGCAAUACCUGGGCCUCGCUCAAGACACUGGCCGAGAAAUACGGUGAGAUCUUCCAGAUCAAGGUGCUUGGCCACACCAUCGUCUUCGUCGCUAGCGCAGCCCUUGCCGAGGAGAUCUGCGACGAGAAGCGGUUCCGAAAGUACGUCGGCGGCCCCAUCGUCGAGAUCCGCUACGCUGUCCACGACGCCCUCUUCACUGCCUUCGACCAUGAGUCGAGCUGGGGCAUUGCCCAUCGCAUCAUCGCGCCGAAGAUCUCGCCAGCCUCAAUUGGCGAGAGGUUCGAGGACUUGAACAUCACGGUAGAUGAUCUCAUCAAGAAGUGGAAGGGUCUCGGCACGAACAACAAGAUCUUUCCGAUCCAGGACCUCAACAGCCUCAACCUCGAGUCUACAACCUACACUUUGUUCGGGAAGAGGCUCAAUUGCCUCGAAGGCCCUCCCCAUCCCAUGCUCAAGGCCAUGGAAGACUCGACAUCGGAAGCAAUGAAACGACCGAACCGCCCUGGCUUGCUCAACUGGCUCUUCGGCAAAAAGUUCAAGUCCUCCACGGCCAUCAUGCGCUCGUGGGCUGAAGAGCUGGUGCAGUACCGCAAGGAGAACCCUACCGACCGCAACGAUCUCCUCACCGCCAUGCUCAACGCCAAAGACCCCGAGUCUGGCACGGCGUUGACCGACUCCCAGGUCAUCGACGAGAUUGUGACCAUGCCGAUUGGCAGCAGCACGGCGCCAUGCCUCAUGACCACGGCCAUUUACUACCUGGCCAAGAACCCGCAGGUUGUUGCUGCUGCCCGCAAGGAGAUUGAUGCCGUGGUAGGGUCGGAUGAGUUGACGUAUGCACACAUCUCCCAGCUCCCUUAUGUCGAGGGUCUUGUCCGCGAGUCGCUCCGCCUCUCUUUUGCCGCGCCUGGAUUCAACAUCGAGCCUAUCCCAACCGAAAGCAAGGCUCCAGUGCUCCUCGCAGGCGGCAAGUACCAAGUCGCCCACAACCAAGCUCUCAUUCUUGUUCUCGCCGGCGUGAACCGUGAUCCUGCCGUAUUCGACGAGCCCCUCGCCUUUCGACCGGAGCGGAUGGUCGGGGAGGCGUACGACAAGCUGCCAUCUGGAGUCAAGAAGGGCUUUGGCAAUGGAAAGAGAGAGUGCAUUGGCAAGCAUUACGCUUGGAUAUGGUUGAUGAUUGUGAUGACGAGGAUUGUCAAGGAGUUUGACUUUGAGCCCGCUGAUCCAAAGUAUGAACUCCACAUGGACGGCUGGUUUAAUGUGCGCCCCGUUAACUAUGCCGUCAAAGUCAAGCCAAGAGGUGCUUGA